This is a messenger RNA of Filobasidium floriforme, 1240 nucleotides long. RefSeq lists its product as uncharacterized. The coding region runs from base 35 to 1033 and encodes 332 amino acids. The record is from RefSeq and is a predicted model, not a curated record. NCBI's taxonomy places the organism in Eukaryota, Fungi, Basidiomycota, Tremellomycetes, Filobasidiales, Filobasidiaceae. The transcript is spliced from 2 exons.
GCCGUAUACAAGUCAUCGAGACCAUUUGUUCGCCAUGUCGAUCUCGACAGGCACCCUGAACCUCAAGUUCAUGCAACGGGGCACCCCGCUCAAAGCAUCUCCGAGCGGCCCUUCCACCCCGACGCCCUCGACUCCCGGAACCCCCGUCCCCGCUUCCAAAGGUACAUCCACGUCGAGGACGCUAGUAGCAGAACAAGAUUCUGAAUGGCAGCUCCCUGCUUCGAAGCUCAAGGCGUUGCAGGCGGGCGCGGGACCGAGCAGACCGACGCAGACGAGAGGGAGGGUGUCUUACGAGUCGUCUUAUCUGCCGUUCCUCGAGCGCGGUCAGCCGGCUACGACGAGCAGUAGGAAGCAGUUGGAUAGCGAGGAAGAUGGGAGCGUAGAUGAUGACGAGGAUAAAGGCGUAGGGAGCAGCAAGGUCAUCAAGGGAAGGAUGAUAUUCGGGCAAUCCGCCAAACCGGAAAAAACAAACGACUCGGACGAUGAAGAACCCUCAUCACGCUCAAAUCGACCCAACGCUUACGCUCAAGAAGCUCAAUCUCAAUCACAUACCCGCUCGGGCCCGUCCUCGAGGCCCGGCAAACCCCCUCCUUCCACCCCUAACGGUAAAAAGCCUUCCAAGAAUGGAGCCGCAAAUGUCGAUGUGAAACCGAGCUCGAUGUCGAAACCGGACAAGCGCGGGUACAUCCGUCCGGCAGGGUUCGAUGAUCUUCCCACGCCCGCCUCCAGGACGGAGGAGCAGGGUCAAGGUCAGGCAACGAAAUCGAACCGGAGACAGAAACGAAAGUCGAACCAGGCCCCCGUUGCCGAUGACGAUGUCAAGACCAAGAGCCAGACUCAGGCAAAGCCAGAGGCGGACGACGAUGAUGACGAGGUCAUCCAAGGAGCGAGGAAGCGGAGAAAAAAGUCCAAGUCCAAGAAGGACAAGGUUGCUGUCAAGCAAGCGGGUGCGAACGGGAAUGGUGACGAUGAAGAUCCUGAAUUUGAAGAGUUUUUGGAGGAUCUCAUGGGCGAAAUCGAGGAUGAUCGAUAGAAGCGAGGUUGUCACGAUGGCUUGUAGCUUGUCACCAAUUCUUAUUGGCAUGGUGUGGAUGGGAACUGAUUAAGACUCGAUCUCAUCGAUAUGACGAGCACUCUGUACUCGAAUCCGUCAACUUGCGAGAAUGUAUGACCCGUUGUGACCGAGCAAGCAAGCGUAGAAUUUGACAUUCUUCGAUAGACCUCCACCUAGAGUGAUAGC